UCGCGGUCGCUGUUACUGCCGCGCUACCUUUGCGGCUCUGGAGCUACGCUGUCGGCGUUGGCGGCGCGAGGGAAGGGAAGGGACCUGCGGGGCGUGUGUGUGCGCGCGCGAGGGGCGCCUCGGUGCUAGCAGUUCCCCUCGCGCGGGGUGGGCGGCCAAGGUGAGCAGCAGUCGGCGAGGCCCUGGACGGCGCCAUGUCGGCGGGCGGCCCAUGCCCGGCGGGAGCCGGCAGCGGCCCAGGGGGCGCCUCCUGCCCUGUUGGGGUCUCCCCUGGUGGAGUGUCCAUGUUUCGGUGGCUUGAAGUGCUCGAGAAGGAGUUCGACAAGGCCUUUGUGGAUGUGGAUCUUCUUCUGGGCGAGAUCGAUCCGGACCAGGCGGACAUCACUUAUGAGGGGCGUCAGAAGAUGACCAGCCUUAGCUCCUGCUUUGCGCAGCUUUGCCACAAAGCCCAGACUGUGUCUCAGAUCAACCACAAGCUUGAGGCCCAGUUGGUGGAUCUGCGGUCUGAACUGACUGAGACUCAGGCAGAGAAAGUUGUCCUGGAGAAGGAAGUCCACGACCAGCUCCUACAGCUGCAUUCCACUCAGCUUCAGCUUCAUGCCAAAACUGGCCAAAGCGUUGACUCUGGUGCCAUUAAGGCAAAAUUGUCUGUUCACUCUAUGGAGGAUCUGGAAAGAGAACUUGAAGCAAAUAAAACAGAAAAGGUAAAAGAAGCUCGGCUUGAAGCUGAAGUGAAGCUGCUAAGGAAAGAGAACGAGGCUCUUCGCAGGCACAUAGCCGUUCUCCAGGCUGAAGUUUAUGGGGCGAGGUUGGCCGCCAAGUACUUGGACAAGGAGCUGGCUGGCAGGGUCCAACAAAUACAGUUACUGGGACGGGAUAUGAAGGGACCUGCUCAUGACAAGCUCUGGAACCAGUUAGAAGCUGAAAUACAUUUGCAUCGCCACAAAACAGUCAUCCGAGCCUGCAGAGGACGCCAGGACCUGAAGCGGCCCAUGCAGGCACCCCCAGGCCACGAUCAAGACUCUUUGAAGAAAAGCCAGGGAGUUGGUCCAAUUAGAAAAGUUCUCCUCCUUAAGGAAGAUCAUGAAGGCCUUGGCAUUUCUAUUACAGGUGGGAAGGAGCACGGUGUCCCCAUUCUCAUCUCGGAGAUCCAUCCAGGACAGCCUGCGGAUAGGUGUGGAGGGCUCCAUGUCGGAGAUGCUGUUCUGGCAGUAAAUGGCGUUAACCUAAGGGACACAAAGCACAAAGAAGCCGUGACCAUACUUUCCCAGCAGAGAGGAGAGAUUGAAUUUGAAGUAGUCUACGUGGCCCCUGAAGUGGAUUCUGAUGAUGAAAAUGUCGAGUAUGAAGACGAGAGUGGGCACCGCUACCGUUUGUAUCUUGAUGAGUUAGAAGGCGGUGGUAAUUCUGGUGCUAGUUGCAAAGACAGCAGUGGUGAAAUGAAAGUGUUACAAGGAUAUAACAAGAAGACGGUGAGGGAUGCCCAUGAGAAUGGGGACGUGGGGGCUUCGGGUGAAAGCCCUCUGGACGACACUGCUGUGAGAGCAGCUCAUCCGCACAGCCUCCAUCAGAAGAAGGCCUACUAAUCCUUCCCAGACACGCUGCUGUCAGACUCGUGGAAUGUGGGGCACUGGAGAAGAUGGUGGCAAGGACUGCACAAGAUCAGGGAGGCUGUGUGUUGCCUAGAGUAAGGCGGGAACCUCAGGGCUUCAUGUGAACAAUUCUAAGUGCAUAAACCCCUGUUUUCUGUGGUACACCUUAAUUAGCUAUUGCAUGGAAGGCAAUUUUGAUUUUCCUGAAAUCUAAGCACCAAAGCAUGUGUUUCCCAAAGGGGUAUUACCAGGCCGAGUGGAUGCUGUUUCCUUUGGCUCCUUUUCAUAUUUAACAGGACAGUGCUAACUGGAAUUUUCUAAGUUCCCUUUAAAUACAGCAGAGUAAAUGAUGCCAUAGAUUCCCUAAGGGUAACUGUGGAAUUUCAGAUGAUAGAACUUGACUCAGUGAAUUGCAAAAAUCUAGGUUGACAUUUUUGCUUAAUUGAAAAAUUUGUUCCAGGUUUUUUAAAGAAGUAUAUUGUACAUUCCUGAUAUCUGAAUUAACUCUUUGUACCUAAAUUACUAUCUAAAUCAUUAUGCCGAGCUCACUCUCCGUUUACUCAGCUGCGGUAUAGACUAGUUUCUUUAGGCAAUCUUGUAUCAAUCAGUGCUGCACUAGAAUAGUCUGGGAAAGCAACUGGACAUUUCACUUUAGAUUGUGAAAGGAAGCGCAGAGGAGCGGAAAUGCCUGUUUUCAAUUAUGUUGAUCUGUGUGCAUGGUGUUGGAGCAUUACACUGUUAGUGUCUGGAAUCCACGAAAGACAGUUUUAUACAUUUUUGAGUUGUUCCUAAGCUUUGACAUGUGAUAGUCGGGAACCUUACUAUGUCAUGGAAUACAUUGUGUUCAAACAGCAGUUGGCUUUACGUACCUGACUUGCCAGUCAUUUAACAAGCCGGGGCCAAGGUGGGCAAGAUGAGGUACAGACAGUUUGGCACAGUGAGCACAUCGAUUUUCAUAUCAGUAUAUGUUGGACUAAAGCAAUACUCGCGUGCAAGCUCUGUAAAUGUGUUAGUUCUCUCGUGUCAGAACUAAGCAGACUGCCUGCUCCCUUCUUUCCUGACCUACAGGCCAUUGCACCCUGCCAGGCAAAGUCAAAAUACUGUAUUUAAAGAGGUGAUUUUUGCAAAGUCACUGUUUUAAAGGAUUUAUACCUAAGGGAAUUGUAAGUAGGAGAAGCCUUCAUAUAAGGCUUUCACAGUAUCAGUAUCUCUUCCUUGGUAUGCUUGUUUUUCCCAGAUGCAUUAUAUAUUUGUUCAAAGUUGAAUCUAUAAAAUGUAUAUACUUUAUUUUGUGAUUUUGCUAUUUAUAAAUUUACUUAACUGUUGCCCAUUCAUGGUCUGUGGUGGUUCUUCCUGGUGUCACCAUGUUAACGGUGGCUGGCAGUGCACUUUGUCUGUAUCUUGUUCCUCGUGCUGAGAUGCCUUGUAGUGUAACAUUGCCUGUAAACAAGGUUAGCAUUUCAAUUGUACAAAUGAAUAAACACCUUACAUAUUACUGUUUGCUCCUGACAGGCUAGGCCUCUUAAAAGAAGGAUUGUUUUUUCCUCACGUAUUCCUCCCACACCGAAUACAUACCCCAGUGCAUGACCUGAGACCUUCAAAGUAGGUGGUAGCCAAUGUGUUCAUUUAGGAAAAAGUAUCCAUGGUAACAGAUCUGAAACCAUUUUUGCUUUGACCUGAAACCAUGUUGCUCCUAUAUCCUUUCAACCUUUCAAUGUUGCCUGGGAAUGACCAUGGCCGUUUUCUUCUCCUUUUUCUUCAAACAUUAUAUGCCUUAUAUACGAUGAUUGAAUCACUAGGAAAUGUAAGCUAUAACCCUUUGAAUUCUUCAAGAUCUUCACAGUAAACAUGGAAGCAGAAUUUUAGAGAAACAGAUUGAACAUUUCUGUGCGCUGCCUGUGAGGGAUUGUGUGAAAUGGGUACGGAGUAUAUUUAGAAAGAGUAGUUUAUGGUUCCGCGGGUCAGUCUUCACAUCUCUCUCUGCUUUGGAAGCACAUGCGAGCUCAGUGGCGGGAGUGCUGCUCUGAAAGAGAGCAUCUGGUAUUCUCCCAGGCCUAGCUGGGAGUUCACUUGAGAGUGUGUGAUCACUAGGGAUGAACUAGGUAGUCAAACCCUUCCCAAAGCAUUUAAUGAAAAAUAGUUUUUAUAUUUCAUAGGAAAGACGCCCAUAUAACACUGAAUCUUACUGAACAAAGCCAAAAAGUGGGCGGAAAGCCGUUGCAAAGCCAUUACAAUGAAAACGUGUUGAGUAGAACUUGAGAGGUAUGUGUGCAGACGCAGUCACACUUACUGUGCAGAAUUGUCUUCUGCAGUUCUCUAACGAGCAUGAUAGAAGCGACACAUUUGAGUUAGGGAUUAUUGUUAAAUUAAAUUAAGAGAGAUGAAGAGCUUGCGUGUCUGUUGGUUAGAAUUGAGCAAUGACAAAUAGCCUGUCCAUGGUGCUGGAAUAGGCCCCACAGCAGUGGGCUUCCGUUUUCAUAGUUUAAAACAAAAAUAUAUUGAUUCACAUAUAAGGUGAUUUAUGAUAAUUGUAUUAUAUCUAGUUAAGUUUCAUAUUCUUAAUUAGCCUGUAAAUAAAAAUGACAUCUUCAACAUUAAAGUGGUAUUGAUCAGAUUUGAAGGAAAAUAAAUGUUUUCUCUUUCAUUCACUUAAA
Molecule: messenger RNA, 4246 nt
Organism: Rattus norvegicus (Norway rat)
Lineage: Eukaryota; Metazoa; Chordata; Mammalia; Rodentia; Muridae
Gene: Gopc
Product: golgi associated PDZ and coiled-coil motif containing
Exons: 9
Coding region: 195-1586 (463 amino acids)
Cellular component (GO): cytoplasm; plasma membrane; Golgi apparatus
Molecular function (GO): identical protein binding
Source: RefSeq, marked validated